Messenger RNA from Penicillium subrubescens, 1596 nucleotides. Its product is annotated as cytochrome P450. Gene Ontology annotation, molecular function: heme binding; monooxygenase activity; oxidoreductase activity, acting on paired donors, with incorporation or reduction of molecular oxygen. NCBI's taxonomy places the organism in Eukaryota, Fungi, Ascomycota, Eurotiomycetes, Eurotiales, Aspergillaceae. The transcript is spliced from 4 exons. The coding region runs from base 1 to 1596 and encodes 531 amino acids. The record is from RefSeq and is a predicted model, not a curated record.
AUGAUAAAUCUACUAGCUGUUACGUUUCUUGUGUGGGUUGGGGUCAAGUUUAUAUAUCGCCUCCACUGGCAUCCCCUGUGCCACAUACCUGGACCAAAAUGCGCCGCAAUCAGUCAUCUUUAUGAAUUCUAUUACGAUGUCGUCAAAGGCGGAACUUACCUGUUUGAGGUUCAGAAGAUGCAUCGGAAAUAUGGUGAGCCAUCACGGUGUUUUAGACCUGAAAUCAUCACCCAAGCUAAUGUCGGUCGCUUUAUGACAGGCCCUAUAGUGCGUAUCAACCCACGAGAAGUUCAUAUCGCGGAUCCAGAUUUCUAUGACGAUAUAUACUCGUCGGCAGCGAGAACAAGAUGGAAAGACCCGAAGCAGGUCCCCAUGAUCGGCGCGCCAUUUUCCAUGGGUGCAACAUGGCAUCACGACCAUCAUAAAUUUCGCCGUGGCCUUAUCAAGAAUCACUUUUCACGCCAGUCCAUCAACAGGAUUUCCCCGAAAAUCCGUCAGAAAGUGGAUAAAUUUUGUGAUCGUCUCGAAGAAGCCUCGAAAAGUGCUCGUCCGGUCAACAUGAGCGACGCCUUUGCCGCUUUGACCUCCGAUAUCAUCGCUGGAUAUGCGUUCGACCUAGAGCUCGAAUUCCUUAGUGAUCCUCAGUUCAAGAACGAUAUCUACCGAUCUGCACUGGAACUAGACAUGCUGUGCCAUGUUCUCAAGUUCUUUCCAUUCAUUUUGAAGCCUGUACGAUGGCUUCCCUCCCAGCUGACUAUCUUCUUGGGGCUACAAAACAAGUCUUUGCGCUCGCUCCAAGACAUAAUCGAUAAGCAGAUAAUUUUGAAAUCUUUUCAAGCUGAUCUUUGUGAGAAAGACGAGAACCGCACGACUGAGAACAUUUUUACCUCACUCUGCAAUCCAAGAGUCCCAGCAGAGGAGCGCACGCUUGACAGGCUGCGAGAUGAAAGUUUGGUGCUUCUCAUUGCUGGCGCUGAAGCCACCGCUCGAGCUCUGGCUGUCUUCGCUUAUUAUGCAGCAAGUGGUUCUAUCUGCCUCAAUAGGCUCCGGAAAGAGCUCCGAGAAGUCUUACCAGAUGCAAAAUCGCAUGCAUCCUGGCCCCAGCUGGAGCAUCUCCCCUAUCUGAAAGGGGUCGUGAACGAAUCACUUCGACUCUCUUUCGGUGCCGUGGGUAGACUAUCUCGCAUGGCGCCAACGGAAGACCUGAAUUACAAAGGCAUCAAAAUUCCGAAGAAGACUCCAAUGAGUUCGUCUGCAUAUUUGAUUCAUAUGAACCCCGACGUGUUCCCAGAACCAGAGCGAUUUUCACCCGACCGAUGGCUCAAAGCUGCCGCGAGUGGGAUCAAUUUAGAACGCUACUUGGUGGCCUUCUCUCGAGGAACCAGGCAAUGUAUCGGAAUCAACUUAGCUCAAUGCCAGCUUCAUUUCACCAUUGCGGCAGUCGCACAGCGAUUUGAUUUCGAUCUUUUUGACACCAAGUUGGAAGAUAUCCAAGUGACCAGAGAUUAUAUCACUGCCUUCCCUCAGGAUGGCCUCUUUGAUGUGAAGUGUACGAUUCGAAGCAGUACAGUGGAAUAUGUGCGAGAGGUAUAUUGA